Molecule: messenger RNA, 2033 nt
Organism: Lolium perenne
Lineage: Eukaryota; Viridiplantae; Streptophyta; Magnoliopsida; Poales; Poaceae
Product: protein NRT1/ PTR FAMILY 4.3
Biological process (GO): transmembrane transport
Cellular component (GO): membrane
Molecular function (GO): transmembrane transporter activity
Source: RefSeq, a predicted model, not a curated record
CCACCAACUUGCCAUUUACCAACGCAGCUGAGCUGAGCUGAGCUUGCCAUUCCUACGAGUGCUACUACCUAAUCGGGUUGACCCCCUAGAAAGCAAAGUCAGGGAAGCAUGGAUGUGGAGAGCUCCGCCGCGCAGGAGGUCUCCGUCGACUGGCGGGGCCGCCCGUGCGCGCCGGGCCGGCACGGCGGCAUGCGCGCCGCCGUCUUCGUCCUAGGGAUCCAGGCCUUCGAGAUCAUGGCGAUCGCGGCGGUGGGGAACAACCUCAUCACGUACGUGUUCGGGGAGAUGCACUUCCCGCUGUCGGAGGCGGCCAACGUGGUCACCAACUUCGUCGGCACCAUCUUCCUCCUCUCCCUCAUCGGCGGCUUCCUCUCUGACUCCUACCUCGGCUGCUUCUGGACCAUGCUCACCUUCGGCUUCGUCGAGCUCUCGGGCUUCAUACUGCUGUCAGUGCAAGCGCACCUGCCGCAGCUGAAGCCGCCGCCGUGCAACAUGGCGUCCAUGGACGGCAGCUGCGAGCAGGCCAAGGGCUUCAAGUCCAGCAUCUUCUUCGUCGCGCUCUACCUGGUGGCGCUCGGCAGCGGCUGCCUCAAGCCCAACAUGAUCGCGCACGGCGCCGACCAGUUCGCCGGCGGGGCAGACAAUUCCAAGAGGCUCUCUACCUACUUCAACUCGGCCUACUUCAGCUUCUGCCUCGGCGAGCUCAUCGCUCUCACGGCGCUGGUCUGGGUGCAGACGCACUCUGGGAUGGACGUCGGUUUCGGUAUCUCUGCCGCUGCCAUGGCCGCCGGGCUCAUCAGCCUGGUCUCCGGUGCGGCCUUCUACCGGAACAAGCCUCCUCAGGGCAGCAUCUUCACGCCUAUUGCGAGGGUGUUCGUCGCUGCCUUUAACAAGAGGAAGGAAAUCUGCCCUAGCAAUCCUGCAAACGCCGGAGUUUGUGAGCCGGCACGCCUGGCCGGCAACUUCAGUCAUGGCAACAAAUUCAGGUUCUUGGACAAGGCGUGCAUCAGGGACGCAGCGCAGCAGGGGGCCAGCAACACAAAGCCGGAGAGCCCGUGGCGGCUGUGCACGGUAGCCGAGGUGCAGCAGGCCAAGACUCUCCUCGCCGUGACGCCCAUCUUCGCCUGCACCAUCGUGUUCAACACCGUGCUCGCGCAGCUGCAGACCUUCUCCGUGCAGCAGGGCAGCGCCAUGGACACCGCGAUCUUCGGGGGAUCCUUCCAAAUCCCACCAGCGUCGCUGCAGGCCAUCCCCUACGCCAUGCUCCUCGUGCUCGUCCCGGCCUACGAGCUCCUCCUCGUACCGUUCAUGAAGCGGCUCACUGGCACGCGGUCCGGGAUCACGCCGCUGCAGCGCAUCGGCGUGGGCCUCUGCACCGUCGCGUUCUCCAUGGUCUCCGCCGCCACCGUCGAGCGCCGGCGCCGGGACCUCGCGGCGUCCGGGACGCAGAUGUCCGUGCUGUGGAUCGCGCCGCAGUUCCUCGUGUUCGGCGUGUCGGAGAUGUUCACCGCCGUGGGGCUCAUCGAGUUCUUCUACAAGCAGGCCUGCGCCGGCAUGCAGUCCUUCCUCACGGCGCUCACCUACUGCUCCUACGCGUUCGGGUUCUACCUCAGCUCCGUGCUCGUGACCACGGUGAACAGGGUCACGGCGAAGCACGGCGGCGCCGGCUGGCUCGGCGACAACGACCUCAACAAGGACAGGCUGGAUCUCUUCUACUGGAUGCUCGCCGUGCUCAGCUUGAUCAACUUCUUCUGCUACCUGCUCUGUGCAAAGUGGUACAAUUCAGGUGUGGAUGGCUCUGAUGCUGCCUCUGCUCAGAUUGCAGCAGAGGGUAAUGGCAAGGAGAUCAGCUGAAGAACUGCACCAUAAAAAGACUGUAACUGUGUAUGGCUAUAGUUAUAUGUAGAAAUGCAUGAGAAAAGGUGGAUGAUAGUAGUAGAGGUAUUAGGUUAAGAAGGUCUGCUUUGAUAAGGAAUAGGAAGUACAGUAUACUUAUGCUAGUUAUGCAGCAAAACACUCUUCAGGAAACUUAA